CUUAUUAUGACUAUUUAGCUAGUAGUAGUGUGCUUUUAUACCUCAAUUUCAUAAUUAUGGAAUUAAUAAGAAGUCAAGAAAAAAUUAUGAUUUAAAAAUAAUUAUACCUUUAAUUUUCUUCUCUUUCAUGAGUGCUAAAACGAAACCAAACAACCAAGUGUGCCGGCCAAUGGAUUGGAAUAAUGAAAGAAAGCGAAAUGAUAAAUUUUGAGUCCCACCACAUAAAAAGAACAUUCUCAAAAAUUCAAAAUUUUAAAAUCAAAUUAAAAACUUCAACAAUAUAUUAUAGAAUAUCUCUAAACGAGUAGGAAGUAGAGUAUGGAAUUGGAUGCCAAUAGUACUUUUUUUCUUUUCGAAUAAAUCGAAAAUUCAAGAUCCACUUAACAUGAAAAAAGAAAAAAAAAAGCUAAGAAUCUAAAAAGGAAAGGCGCUCGCACACCGACAUCCUUUUGUGGUGAAGAAAUGCUGAAACGAUCUUUCUCUUAUAAUCUCUCUCCCUCUGUUAUUGUACUUGAAUUUCUGUGAUCCUAAUCAAUGAAAACGACGUUGCCACCUCUGCCCUUUUCUGCUUCGCAUUGCCAUUAUUAACUCCUUUCAUCACUCGCUAUGCUGUCUUCCCCUGUUUUCCCCCAAUCCCAGAUCUGCUGAGCUAGCUUUUAAGUUUCUUGCUUGAACCAAUGGCGGGUGCCGCGGAUUUGCAUCGCUCCAACGGCGUCGAGGUAAAGAAUUCCGAUCCCAAUUCCAUGAAUUCGAGUGAGAUUCAUCGAAAUGGGAAUGCCAAGGGUUUCAAGAUUUUCGUAGGGUAUGAUCCUAGGGAAGACAUUGCUUAUGAGGUGUGCCGUUAUUCUCUAUUGAAGAGGGCUUCGAUCCCUAUUGAGAUUUUCCCUAUUAAGCAAUCUGAGCUUCGUGAAUUGGGGGUUUAUUGGCGGGAGAGGGGGAAAUUGGAGAGCACUGAGUUCUCGUUUUCACGGUUCUUGACGCCUUACCUAGCGAAUUACGAGGGAUGGGCCAUGUUUAUGGAUUGUGACUUCUUGUACUUGGAUGAUAUCAAGAAGCUAGUGGACUUGAUCGAUGACAAGUACGCGAUCAUGUGCGUGCAGCACGACUACACGCCUAAGGAGACCACGAAGAUGGAUGGCGCGGUGCAGACUGUGUAUCCUAGGAAGAACUGGUCUUCCAUGGUGUUGUACAAUUGCGGCCACCCCAAGAAUAGGAGCUUGACACCCGAGCUGGUGAAUAAGGAGUCGGGGGCAUUUCUCCAUAGGUUUCAGUGGCUGGAUGAUGAUGAGAUUGGGGAGAUCCCAUUUGUGUGGAAUUUCCUUGUUGGACACAAUAAGGUUGUGGAGGGCGAUGAGAGCACGUUCCCUAAGGCCAUACAUUACACGCUUGGUGGGCCGUGGUUUAAGGAGUGGAAGGAUUGUGAGUUUGGUGAUCUUUGGCUGAGUGAGUUGGAGGAGUACCAGAAGGGUGAUGUGACGAAGGGAGAUUAGGUCGAUUGAGAGGUGAUGGAGGUGAUGAUGUUCAAUGUUAAGUUUGGUAACUAGUUGCAUAUCCUUGUAGAUGUAUUCAUUCCCCUAUGUUGUGUUCAUAUCAUUUGUUUGUGGUAUUAUAAAAUCCGAGUUUUCGAUAGAUCAGAGAAAGCAUUUGUGUCUAAUGAGUAGUACACUUGGACAAGAGAAGAGAAGAAUAAGAGUGUUUUGUUCUGUUCAUGAGCUAUUGCUUGUCUCACUGUAUUCUUGUAUGUGUAUUUGUGUAUUCCUGCAUCAAUAAUAUCUUGUAUUCAUCUGCCUAAA
Molecule: messenger RNA, 1793 nt
Organism: Salvia splendens (bonfire salvia)
Lineage: Eukaryota; Viridiplantae; Streptophyta; Magnoliopsida; Lamiales; Lamiaceae
Product: protein CDI-like
Exons: 2
Coding region: 678-1490 (270 amino acids)
Source: RefSeq, a predicted model, not a curated record